CGCAACGUUAAUGUCACGAACAAAUUUAGCCGGUUUACAGAGUAGUUUUUAACAAACUGUUGAGUGAAAACUAAAACGUCAAACCAAUAUCAGUAGUUGUAAAAAACAUGUAAUUUCCACACAAUCGAGCUCUUGAUCACUGAGUCGAGAUGAUUUGAAACUUUUGCAAUAGGGUGUGUACGACGAUUUUGAUCUUAUGCUAUCGAGCAACCGUAUAUUUUUUACUUAACCUAAAGACCCAACAGUCUUAACCUCAUCCUUUUGUCAUCAUCAUGCAAAAGGAGCCAAAACCAGGAACUCCCAAAUCCAACAGUGCGAAAAAGGGUCGAACAACUGGGACUCCCGAACACCGAUCGAGAAAUAUAUCCGGCGAAACCCCCAUGCCAAGUAUGACUCGCACGAGCAAUCUACGUCAAAGGGCAACUAUGCUACCCGGUGAUUUUUUCAUUCCACCUGGGUUGGUCACCAAAAGACGCAUAGGCAAUGCGAUGAAGCUCAAUUCAACUAUAUCGCAGACCCCGGCUCAAGCACCCAUGAAAUCAGAUCUGGAAACUCCUGACAACGAGUUGGGCCUGCUAUAUGAUAAAUACCUACAGUCCAAGGCAAUAGAUAUCAUAAUUCGGAAGAACAUAGCAGAAAAAGAACGUCUAAUGACGAUUCAAAUGGUGGCAACUGCCAGGGAGAGGAGCAUUGUCAAAAAUAAACUAGAGAAGGCUAAGACGAGAGAAAAUGAUAUAAGAAAGUCAAACAUUAUGCAAGCCAGCAUAGACCAGCAGUCCUCUGAACUUAACGCAUGUUUUGACGAUCUUCGUGAAAAUAAAGUGAAAGAAAAGCUCAUGGAACUGAAAACAUUACUUGAGCCAUUAGAUGAAUUACGCUGCCAUGGAAUAAUAAUCCCAAAAGACCCGGAAGCCUUUCAGGAGUUUCUCAAACGUCUGGAAGCUAUCGGGGAGGUGCUGAGUCGCAUCAAAGAAUCUUGCGGUGACAAGGGUGAAGUCUACCAAGAUGUUGAAAAAGGAUUGAACAGCUUGAGGAUGAAACACAUAGAAAUUGAAUGCGUGAAAAAGAAAUUUGACGAAGUCCUAUGCGAACUGCAGGUGCUGGUUCUGAAAAACGCCUCGCAAUCUCUUUCCCAGAACUGUGUCGAUGAAAUGAGCUGAAUACCCCCGAAUUUCCGUGAGACUGAUGGAAGACCAAUUAAUUUUAACCCAUCACCUCAUGAUCAGUGUUGUAUAUGAGAGUAGAAUGAAUUUUAUAUAUAUUUUGUACAAACUCUUUUCAUAUAAUAAAUUAUGUCUUCUAUCCGAAAAA
This is a messenger RNA of Athalia rosae (coleseed sawfly), 1311 nucleotides long. RefSeq lists its product as uncharacterized. Bases 273 to 1160 code for a protein of 295 amino acids. NCBI's taxonomy places the organism in Eukaryota, Metazoa, Arthropoda, Insecta, Hymenoptera, Athaliidae. The record is from RefSeq and is a predicted model, not a curated record. The transcript is spliced from 4 exons.